This is a messenger RNA of Symbiodinium natans, 2004 nucleotides long. The record is from the annotation of a GenBank genome assembly. Lineage: Eukaryota; Dinophyceae; Suessiales; Symbiodiniaceae.
AUGGUGCUGCCCCAGCCGCCCCUCUAUGUGGUCACCAAGCCGAUUCGAGCUGAGAAGUGGAAAGACAGGAGGGUGAUGCGAAAAGCCAAGAAGCUUGCCGCCAAGCAGAUCGAGCGGGAUCGUCGGAAAGAGCAGGGCCUGGCGAGUGACGAGGAUGACGAGGUUAUCAUGGACGACGGCAAGGAUUUCAAGCCUGAGCCGGUCGCCGAAGAGCCAGCAGAGACCAAGAAGAGCAAGAAGCGGAAAAAGAAGAAGAAGGGCGAGGCCCAGGAGAAUGAGGCUGAGGAGGUUGAGGACAAGGCCGCCGAGACCCUGGAGCCUCCUGCCAAGAAGAGAAAGAAGAAAAAGAAGAAAGCCAAGAGCCCGGCCGCAGAAGCUGCGCCCGAUGAGGAGGAGGAGGACGACGAUGCCGAUGAAGACGAGGAAGGCGUCGAUGUCGAGGAAGAGGAAGAGAAGAAGGAUGAAGGUCCUCCAGCAGAAGAAGUGCAGGAUGCGAUUCAUAGCUCUGGCUUCUUCAGCGACACCCGCUUCGACUCCUUGGAAAUCUGCGAGCCGCUGAAGAAGGCCCUCAAGGAGCAUAACUUCGAACGGAUGACCGAAAUCCAGGCAAAGUCCAUUCCCCACCUUUUGAAGGGGAAGGAUGUACUUGCAGCGGCGAAAACAGGCAGCGGAAAGACGCUGGCCUUCUUGGUACCUGCUUGCGAUCUGCUCUACAAUGUCAAGUUCCUCCCAAGAAAUGGCGCUGGUGUGAUUGCAAUCUCACCGACGCGGGAGCUGGCAAACCAGAUCUAUGAUGUGCUGAGGAACAUCUCCAAGUACAUGUCUCAGUCAAUCGCGGUGGUUAUUGGAGGGAUGAAUCGUAAGCCAGAGGCUGAGAAGCUGGCAAAAGGUGUCAACAUUCUGGUGGCCACUCCGGGACGUUUACUAGAUCACAUGCAGAACACCAAAGGUUUCGUGUUUCAUAAUCUGGUGAACUUGACCAUCGACGAGGCAGAUCGCAUCUUGGAGGUAGGUUUUGAGGAGGAGAUGAACCUCAUUAUCAAGAUGCUGCCGAAGAAGCGGCAGACGUCCUUAUUCUCGGCAACACAGACACGGAAAGUGGCAGACUUGGCCCGACUCUCCCUGAGCAAGCCAGUAUUCGUAGAAGUCAAGACCCAAGACAACGUCUCCACCGUCGCGGGCCUGACGCAAGGCUACGUGGUCUGCCCAGCCCAAACACGGUUUCUGUUGCUGUUCACCUUCCUCAAGCGGAACAAAGACAAGAAAGUCAUGGUCUUCAUGUCCGCCUGCAACUCUGUCAAGUUCCAUGACGAGUUGUUGAACUACAUCGACCUUCCCGUGAGCUGCAUUCACGGUCACAAGAAGCAGUCGGCAAGAAGUUCGACGUACUAUCAAUUUUGUGCUGCUGAGACGGGAAUCUUGAUUUGCACAGAUGUCGCGGCGCGCGGCCUAGACAUCCCGAAAGUGGACUGGAUAGUACAGUAUGACCCGCCAGAUGAGCCGAAGGAGUACAUCCACCGAGUGGGACGAACUGCGCGCGGGGCCUCUGGCAAGGGUAAGGCCUUGCUAUUUCUCAUGCCGGAGGAGCUGGGCUUUCUGCAUUACUUGCGGCGGGCUGGUGUUCCUGUGGCAGAGUAUAGCUUCCCCUCGAGCAAGAUCGCGAAUAUCCAGUCCCAAUUGGAGCGCGUCAUCGAAAAGAACUACCACUUGCACAGAAGUUCGAGGGACGCGUAUCGGUCGUACAUGCACGCAUAUGCGGCCCACAGCCACAAGGACUGCUACGACGUGCAUAAGCUAGAUCUUGCUCAGGUUGCAAAGGCCUUCGGCUUUGCACACCCUCCCAAAGUGGAGCUGAAUCUUAAACACACAGCAAGGAAAAAGGCGACAGGCACAAAAGGCACCUUGAAGCAGCAGCUCUCGGCAAAGUCCUCUGGGCACCAAUUCUCAGCGGACAACCCGUAUGGGCAGCGGGAUGCCAGCGACAAGAGGCAGUUCAGCCGAUAA